Vanessa atalanta (red admiral) is the source of this 5054-nucleotide messenger RNA. RefSeq names its product protein tiptop-like. Gene Ontology annotation, molecular function: DNA-binding transcription factor activity, RNA polymerase II-specific; DNA binding. Gene Ontology annotation, cellular component: nucleus. Bases 437 to 3703 code for a protein of 1088 amino acids. The record is from RefSeq and is a predicted model, not a curated record. NCBI's taxonomy places the organism in Eukaryota, Metazoa, Arthropoda, Insecta, Lepidoptera, Nymphalidae. The transcript has 4 exons. Gene Ontology annotation, biological process: regulation of transcription by RNA polymerase II.
GGCCGCGGCGCGCGACCACUUCGCACCGCGCCCCGCUCGCUCGCACCGUGUAAACACGUCGCGCCGCACGCCGCACGCGUUCGAAGCGUAAGCAACAACCCCGUACGAUCGCGAAGUGCCAAAAACUAGUGCCCCGUUCGCUCAGUGCCAGUUUCUGUGAAGUGAACUACGUGACGAAAAUAACACCAAACACCUGUUCAAAUACGAUUGUUUAAUUUAUAUGAUGGAUUGGAGGUUCGACGCGCUGUGAGGAAUUCGUUUCGUAUGACGAACGACAAAUAUAAGUCGGAAAACAAAGGAUAUCUGAUCGCGUUGCUUGCUUAGGUGCAGGUGACAGGUGGACUCGUGACAUUCGUUUGCUCGUCUUCUAUCAAACUAAAUAAUAUCUGUUCCACGUCCAGAUGUGUGCGGGCGAGGCGCGCGGGAAGCGCUAGAGAUGCGCUCCAAGCAGCAGCCACGACCAUCCUACCGCUGGCUCAGCACUAACGAAAACGAAGAAGCCACAAGCCCAGAAAGCGGUGUGAAGGAACGCGGCGAGCGUGAGAGGGGGGCGCGGGGCGGGGGCGAAGGCGAAUCGCGCUCUGCGUCCCCCGCGUCCCGCGCCUCCCCCGCGCCCGACGAGCGGGACAUCGAGCACAGCAUACCAGCCACCCUCAUACAGGACCCUCAUGCAGAAAGGGAGAGUCCUAGAUGUUUAUCGCGGGAGUCGUCGGGCGCGCCGCGAUGUCCCUCCAACGACUCGGUGUACUCGGGUCGGAGCGCGCCGAGCCUCCCGCUACCGGCCGCGCUGUCGGCAGCUCUGCCGGCCGCCCUACCCGCUGCGCUGUUGCCGCCCCAUUCCGCCGCAGUUGCCGCUUACCUAGGCGCCGCUGCUGCGGCUGCCCAACAGCGAUUACUCAUGUCGUGCCAAGAAGACAUGACGGACGCUGAGCGAUCCGACGCUGUUCUUGAUUUUAGCACGAAGCGAAGUGAAUCUCCUAUUGAUGAAGAGGACGUCGAUGACGCAGUCAAUCUUAGUAAGAAUGAGAAUGGUCCAUUGGAUCUAUCAGUAGGCACGAGAAAGAGAGGACCGGAAGAUUCUCCGUCACCAGUUCCGACUAGAAAGAGCUCACGGUCGUCUGAUUUUAAACCAAUCAGUACUCCAUGGACGACACCGGUAGCCCCUCAUCUGCCAUAUUUUGCAGCCGCUGUGGCCGCUGCCAGCUUAUCGCCUAAGGGCGGUGUGCCAUCCGAUUGGAAUGGAAAAUUAAAACAUGGUACACCAACGCCUAAUGAUGCAACCAAAGCACUCGAAAAAAUGAGCGAAUUGAGUAGACUAGGCGGCGAGGAGCUGUUUAGAUCAGUUCAAAGUGCAGCUUUAAGUGCAGGGCUCACACCAAAUGCUGCAGCCCGCCACUCCGCUUGGCAAUCUCACUGGUUGAACAAGGGAGCUGACCAGACUAAAGAUGUUCUGAAAUGCGUUUGGUGCAAGAAGAGCUUUAACUCGUUGGCAGAUCUGACUGUUCAUAUGAAAGAAGCAAAGCAUUGUGGCGUUAGCGUCUCUGUGCCCCCAUCAAGUGGUGCACCAUUACCUGCCUCGCUACAACCUCCAUCGAGCUCACCUUCUACACCAUCCCACAAUUCUUCUUCUUCGAGUGGAUCGUCUAAACCGAAUCAUAACGAUCUCAACAUGUUAAUUAAAGAAAAUAUGCCCAUACCUAGAAAACUGGUCCGCGGUCAAGACGUCUGGUUAGGCAAAGGGGCGGAACAAACUAGACAAAUAUUGAAAUGUAUGUGGUGCGCUGAAAGCUUCCGUUCGCUGGCUGAGAUGACCAGUCACAUGCAACGCACUCAGCAUUACACUAAUAUAAUAUCUCAAGAGCAAAUAAUAUCGUGGAAAUCAUCAGAUGAAGCAAAGGGUUCUAAUUCAAGCACGCCCGGUACUAAUAAUGCUGUCCCGCCCACGACGGGCACUAGUAGUCAUGUUAGCGCUGUGUUAACUUGUAAGGUUUGUGACCAAGCGUUUAGUUCCUUAAAAGAAUUGAGUAAUCAUAUGGUUAAGAAUUCACAUUAUAAAGAACAUAUUAUGCGUUCCAUUACUGAGAGCGGUGGUAGGAGACGUCAAACGCGAGAGAAAAGAAAGAAGUCGUUACCGGUUAGAAAACUACUUGAACUUGAAAGGGCGCAGCACGAAUUUAAAAACGGGGAAGGUAACGGCGUUCCUAUGGGAAAGCCGAUUAGGGAUUUCGGUGCUGGUAGCCGAAUUACGUGUGAAAAAUGCGGUGAUAAAAUAGAGACCGCGGUUUUCGUAGAACAUAUUCGUCAAUGCAUAGGCGCGCCCAUGUCUAAUAGCCAAAGGAAUUUUCUAAAAAGUGCCCUCCUUUCUAAUAACAUCAUUCCACCCGAUGUCCCUGGCCACAUCACGCCCACUGGCCGCGAUGGGCGUAAAAGUAUCAAUGAGGAAAUUCCCUCGCCUGGAUCUGCACAUCAUCGUUCCCCUUCUUCAAUUAACGAUUCUUCUCCCAGUUCCAAAGACCAUAAUGCCAGCAAUGAUAAAAGUUCUUCGCCAUCCGUUCUCAAUGCCAUAGAACAGUUGAUAGAAAAAAGUUUCGAUACUCGCUCGCGGCAUUCGGUACCUGGUAUGCCAGGAGGAGCUUCGCAUGCUCCAAUUGGCUCUAGUAUUUUGAAAAGGUUAGGUAUAGACGAGAGCGUAGACUACACUAAGCCACUCGUGGACGCGCAAACCAUGAGCAUGUUAAGAAAUUAUCAUCAUCAGCAGGGAUACGGUCGCCGAGAACGUAGCGGAAGCGAAUCUAGCUCCAUGUCUGAGAGGGGGGGAAGUAGGGUCGAAUCUCUUACUCCUGAUAGGAAACUAGACUCUUAUCACAUGACCCCGCGUACAACUCCCGACACGCGCGGUUCUCAGACUCCUGCCUCAGAGGACCGUCCUACAGAUGUUAGGAUAAAAAAAGAGAUAGCCGAUGAGGAGGAACGCGAAAAUGGUGUCGAUUUGAGCAGCCAACCGGUUAGGGUUAAGACUGAGAUAGACGAUGACGAGGAUCAAGCAAGACCGAGUAGUGCGACCGAAGAAGACAUUAAACCGCCCGUCCCUAAGCGUGAAAGCGAGGGCCCGAGCCCUGCCGCUAGCCCUCGUAGCCCGGCUAGCGAUCGUUCUGCGCCGACUCCGGGCGCUGAUAGAAAACCAGCUUCUAGCUUAGGGGCACUUUCUUCUAUGUUCGAUAGUCUCGCUGGUGGGGGCUCAUCUAACGAACCAAGUUCCUCUCGUCGCAGUGGAAGCCACCCCCUAGCGGCCUUGCAAAAAUUAUGCGAUAAAACUGAAACGAAUUCUUCUCGCGCUCCCGCACCUGCUCCGUCUCCCGCUGGGCCACCCAGCAUUUUAACCUUCAGCUGGGCUUGCAAUGACGCAGUAGUGACCGACUCUAUAAUGAAAUGCGCUCUAUGCGACACGCCAUUUAUAUCGAAGGGCGCCUACCGGCAUCAUCUAUCGAAGAUGCAUUUCGUUAAAGACGGUGCUUUGCCUGAUCCAGUUCCAGUCAAGGCUCCUCCGGCAGCAGGCUCUCCGGGUGCUCACAAGAGCGGUGGUUCUAACGCGGCCUCACCGCAAGACCCGCGUAGUCCAUCGCAAUCGUUCGACGAAAGUCCUCACUCUAAAUUUCUCAAAUAUACGGAACUGGCAAAGCAGCUAUCCAGCAAGUACGUGUAGGCGUAAGGGUCGGCCGGCCAUCAGUUGUGAUGAUACCAUAUCCUGAUACGUUGAACCUUUCUAGGGUUAGGUCGCGACGCGACGUUAAGUAUUUCAAAACUCUUUGCCAAUUUAAUUAUUUAGGUAAUCGUUAGAGUUCACCGCAUAGUUCGGUUAGUGUAAUUUACGACUAGCGACAUAAGUAUACGCCAAACGUCUUACGUUCGUUUAGAUAUAAGAGAAUAUUUUCAAAAUAUUGCCUUUAGGAGAGGGACGGCUGUCGCGCGGCCCGGUAGCCGCGGCUUUUCUUCCACACUACGUUGUAAUUCCAUUUCGAUAAUUGUAAAUAUAAGUCACAUUAAGUCUUAAAGGUUCGAUUCGAUCUCUUGUAAAUGUAUAUUUUUUGCUAAUAAUCCAAAAUGAUAAAAUUCGUUCGUGAUGUUGUCAUUCGCCGCGCGCGGUUGCUCGACGGUCCCGCGGCGACGACGAGGCGGGGUCGUGUCGGCACAGCUCUGUCAGUAUUUUUAUGAAAAUUCGUUGCAAUAUCAUUUUUCGAGUUACUUAAAUUUUAUGUAAAUCAGAGUUAGGGUUAACGAUUUUAGUUUAUUUUAUGUAUAUUUUGGAAGCUUAUUUUCGUUACGUGAAGCGUUGAGAUCCGAUGCCCGUAAUCUCGGAGACCAAAUCUCAAUAAGUUCGGUUCGUGUAAAUACGACGCAGUCGGUCAUAGCAUGCAAUAUUACAAUCUCCUUAGUGUAAAUUUCGCUCUAGAUACGCUCUCCACGCGAGAAUGCUAUUUAUUAUUUAGUGUUAAGUACGUAUUUUAAGGCGACUCUUCUGUGAACACGUGUAUACCAUUGUAUCAGCGCAUAAAUCGGUUGUCCAAAUCAACCAAUUGUAUUUUAAAUAAAAAAAAGUGAUAAUUAUACAUUUUUUUCUUUAAAAGGACGACUACAUACGUAUACGUUUAGUACGCUGUAAUGAGGUUUCUUCCAUUAAAAACAGUUAUACGAUGAUGUAUAUACGGUACUUGUGAGUGAAAACUCUUUUAUAUAUUAUAAAAAAAAUAUUGUAAACUGUUUAAUGUAAGUUUCAAAAUAUCAAUGUGAUUCGAAGUCUCGACGCACCGCUGUUAAUUAAUAGAAGUUAAUUUGCUUUGAAUUCGUUUAGUGGUCACGUGGUAUUGCAAUCAUCAGCAGUGCGACGAGAGUUCGAAAAUGUGAAACUGAAAAUUUUAAAAAUCGUAAACUAUCAUUUUAACGAUAAUAACGAAACAUUAUGACAAAUAUUAUGUAUACGCUAGCUCUGAUGAGGGAUUUUUGCUCAUUCUUUAAUGAAAAAAUGGUGUUGAAUAUUGAUUUUACCAAAUUUAAUA